AUGCCUCAUCAUGGAACGUUCAGAGAACAAAUGAAAGGGUUUCCAGUCUGGCAGAUGGUUGUCAUCAGUUUAAUCAGAUUUCUGGAGCCAAUCUCAUUCACGUCAUUAUUUCCCUACGUGUAUUUCAUGGUCAGAGACUUCAAGAUUGCCGCUGACGAGUCACAAAUUCCUCGUUAUUCCGGGUAUUUGGCAGCAGCUUUCUCAUUUAUGCAAUUUUUGUGUAGCGUUCACUGGGGUCAAGCAUCAGAAAAGAUUGGAAGAAAGUCGGUGUUAAUGAUAGGUUUGCUUGGUCUGGCAUGUUGUAUGAUUAUGUUUGGGUUUGCCCGCAAUUUCUACAUGGCUUUGUUUGCAAGAGCUGCGAUGGGCGCCGUCAAUGGAAAUGUGGGGGUGAUCAGAACUUCAAUUGGCGAAAUAGCUACCCAAAAACGACACCAGGCUGUGGCGUUUUCUACGGUGCCUCUUCUCUGGAAUCUUGGGUCUGUCGUGGGGCCGUUAAUUGGUGGAUCCAAAUACCUCACGAGACCAAGAGGUGAAGCGCACACCUCGGGCAUGUAUAACGAUUUCAUGAACCUGUACCCUUAUGCACUUUCCAAUGUGGUGGUGGCUUUUUUUUUGGUUGUUAGUGCCACAGUGUGUUUUCUCUUUUUUGAAGAAACUCAUUAUCGACUCAAGUAUAAGCAGGACAGGGGACUCGAUAUUGGAGACACCAUCUUGACAUGGUUUGGCUACAAGAUGUCACCGAGACCUUGGCACCGGCCAAGCAGGAGCGAGAUCCAGGACUCGCUGACUCCAAGGGCUCCCCAGAAUGGAUUUUUGGACGAAUUGGACGGCUUGGAAAGUCCUGCUACAGAAGAAACUCCAUUGAACCGCACACCAGAUAUUUAUGCUGCAGUGGAAAGUGAUGAUAGCGAGAGCGAGUCCAUAGAUUCUGCUGACUACAGAACUACUCCUCUUUCCAGACAGAUGUCUGCAGCGAUUGUUCGUCGGUAUUCUUCGCAUGCUUCAUUUCCAGCAUCGUUCACCGAUGAAGAAGGACCUCAUUCUAUCUUUUCUUCACAAGUACUCACGUCGCCAGUUAUCCAGACCAUCACAUCGAAUUUCUUGUUGGCGUUCCAGAACUUGGUUUACAGCGAGUUUUUGCCGGUUCUCUUGGCUGGCAAGCUCACUGUUUCCAGCUUGAAUUUUCCAUUUAAAAUGACCGGUGGUUUCGGCUACGAUUCUGACUCAAUUGGAAAAUUGUUGUCAACCACAGGCUUCCUAGGCGUCUUUGUGGUAUCACUUUUGUUUCCAUGGAUGGAUAGACACAUGAGAACCAUCAAUGGGUAUCGACUUUCACUCUGCUUACCUCCAAUUGUAUUCAUGUUGCUUCCCACAAUAGUGUUUACCAGCCCCGCAUACAACCACAGCAUGCCUCCACACCUUACCACAAUACUCUUGUAUCUCAAUAGUGGGUUGUGUACACUUUCCACAGCCACGGCGUUUCCUCAUGCGGUGCUACUUCAACAUCGUGCUGCCACUCCAAAAUUUCGGGCUCUUGUCAAUGGACUCAAUUUGAGUCUUAAUUCGCUUGCUCGGUGCAUUGCUCCUCUAGUAUGGGGCUGGUUGAUAUCGUUUACUGAUAGCAUGGGAAUUGUUCCUGUGUCUUGGUACAUUUUAUCGAUUUUAGCGGUGGGGUCACUUUUGCAUGCAUUUUAUAUGAAAGAUUACGACGAGGAGAAGAACGAUGAAGUUUAG
This is a messenger RNA of Meyerozyma guilliermondii ATCC 6260, 1734 nucleotides long. RefSeq lists its product as uncharacterized. The transcript has a single exon. The record is from RefSeq and is a predicted model, not a curated record. The coding region runs from base 1 to 1734 and encodes 577 amino acids. Gene Ontology annotation, molecular function: transmembrane transporter activity. Gene Ontology annotation, biological process: transmembrane transport. Lineage: Eukaryota; Fungi; Ascomycota; Pichiomycetes; Serinales; Debaryomycetaceae.